CAGCAGCAGCAGUGGUGCAGACCCUGUGCAUGGCCUUGGAUGCCAUUAUCGCCAUGCUCUGCAUCAAGUAGCCUAUGGAGGUCAACUCCAAUGUUUCCAGCCUAUUGCUGCCACAUACAAACAUGCCUCCCCCCUCUGCCUCCUCUCCCCCUCCUCCUCCAAACGUGUGCAGAUUGAGGAAUGAGCCUUUGCGGCUGUCAUUACAUAUCAUUACACGACGAGGAUGGAGCCGCUGUGACGCUUUAAAUCAAAUAUUCCAACAGUGGUUCACAAAUUUCUCAGAUUUUUUUCUUCCGCUCUCUUGCUGAGCUAUAGGGUAAGGAGGCUGGAGAGGAGUUUCCUCCGCAGCCCGGGAGCCAAUGAAGUCUCUUGCAUGCGCUCACAUGCGUUUUCUCCGGACAGGUUUUAAUGACUGAUAUUAUGUAUGGUAAUUUCUUAGCUGGAUCACAUGACACAAUUACCUCAAGAAUCGAUCAAGAUGUAUUGCAGGUCUGCCUACGUUUCCGAUUUUUUCUCCCUGGCGGUGUCUUUCCACGCGGCCGUGGUGCUGCUGGUAGUGGUGCUACAGAUGGACAAAGUUUAACACAGUCGAGCCGCCAGUUCCUCUCCUCCCUUGCAAAGAGGGAAAGGGAAGAAAAGAUAUGACGGAAUACGAUGAUCGCAGCUGCGCGUCAAAUAUGUAUUUGCCGAGCUGUACUUAUUACGUUUCGACGCCCGAUUUCACCUCAGUCUCCUCGUUUUUACCGCAGACCACUUCGUGCCAGGUCAAUUUCCCUUACUCUCCCAACAUAGCACAGGUCCAACCUGUGCGGGAGGUCGCUUUCAGGGACUAUGGACUGGACCAUCCCAGCAAAUGGCACUACAGGGGCAAUUACGCGUCUUACUACUCUACGGACGAGAUCAUGCACCGGGACUUGAUCCAGUCCUCCAGCAGCAGGGCGGAAGUCAUUUUCAAAAACGAGUCCUUGUACGGCCACCACCACGCUGGGACCAGCUCGCCCUGCAAUUUCUUCACCAGUGUGGGCCGAAACGGGGUUCUGCCCCAAGCCUUCGACCAGUUUCUUGACACUCCUAACACGGACAAGCUGAGCGCGGAGGUGGCCAAACAAAAGACGGACUGUGCUGCCGCUAGUUCUGCGGCCGAAGGUGGAGAUACUGCCGGUGUCGGUGCAGAGAACCAGGCUUUGACCAAACUGGAGCCGGAGCACAAAGCGGAUCCGACGGGCAGCGUGGACGAGGACUCAUCCUCCUCCAACUGCGGCGACAAGAACAGCCAACAGACUCCGUCCACCAAGUCCAGGAAGAAGAGAUGCCCUUACACCAAAUACCAGAUCCGAGAACUUGAACGAGAGUUUUUCUUCAACGUGUAUAUCAACAAAGAGAAGAGGCUGCAGCUCUCCAGGAUGUUGAACCUGUCGGACCGUCAGGUGAAGAUUUGGUUUCAGAACAGAAGAAUGAAGGAGAAAAAGCUGAACCGAGACCGUCUACAGUAUUUCACCGGGAAUCCUUUAUUCUGAUAUUCUGACACACACACACACACACAUACAGACACACACACACACACACACACACACACACAAAGACUAUUCCUCUUCUGUAUAUUUGAAUUAUACCGAUUUCCCUUUCAGAAAUCUCACCUUGACAACACAGUAAAUUCCAGACUCCUACGGUGAUUUCCAUUCUGAGUUUAUUUAUUUUUUUCGCUUCACCUAUUCGCGCUUUUAGCGCCACCAAAAAUGUUUCUCCCGCAGAGCGUCAGCGGCCCCUUUGGAACUAUUUAAAAUAAACUCUCUGUAGGAAUUGUCUUUCUCCAUGUGUAUACUGUAAUGUGCAUUUAUAACAGACGCAUGUCAUGUACGUUGUGGUGUGAAAUAAAGUAGAGACGACAAAUAAUGUACUAUAGUGACACGAAGCCAAGUGUGCGG
This is a messenger RNA of Cynoglossus semilaevis (tongue sole), 1925 nucleotides long. RefSeq names its product homeobox D11a (gene hoxd11a). Lineage: Eukaryota; Metazoa; Chordata; Actinopteri; Pleuronectiformes; Cynoglossidae. The record is from RefSeq and is a predicted model, not a curated record. The coding region runs from base 642 to 1517 and encodes 291 amino acids. Gene Ontology annotation, molecular function: DNA-binding transcription factor activity, RNA polymerase II-specific; RNA polymerase II cis-regulatory region sequence-specific DNA binding. The transcript is spliced from 2 exons. Gene Ontology annotation, biological process: anatomical structure development; regulation of transcription by RNA polymerase II. Gene Ontology annotation, cellular component: nucleus.